CAUGAUUCAUAUCCCGGAAAUACACUGCCGUCGAUGGAAAAAUGGCGUUAACUUACGAGCAGCUCUAGACUGUAACAAAAAGUGGGGCAGCAGUAGAGUCAAGAGACAACUAUGAUUAACCUGCGUUUGUCGGUUCACUUAAGUACAGAAAACUGCCAUUAAUCAUAUAAAUGUAUAUUAAUACAAUUGCACACUCGACUUUGUAAAGGCGCGCCACAGAUGGACAAAGACAGACUCGCAGCUGGUGCAUGCUCAUGGCUGGAUAUGCAUCACUUCAUUGGUGACCUUAUGGCAGCAAGUGCUUCAGUCUCUGGUCAUCAACUGAGAGAGCAACGUACCGAGGAGACACUGAGUUCUGCUUGGCCCAAAGUCUCUCAUCCUCCCCAGUCUACUUCAUCCAGACAGAGCCAGGUGAAAAGUGCUGUCCGGUUUGCUCUGCAUUCUGAGGAAAGGGAAAAAGAGCCCAGAGACCAUGAAAGCCAUGUUCAGCAUCGUACCUGCACAUGUCCUGGCUGCCCUCUUUCCUCAUCUACUUCUAGUUCCUCAAUCCAGACCCUGAAACCCAGAACCAGCCCGGCCACACAGAUCCAACCACCUUCGCCCCAUCAAUCCACCCCGCAACAGCAGGCCAAAGAGCCCAGCCCUGCCCCUGUCGGCCUGGGAUUGUGUCUAGGUUUGGGUCUCUCUUUGGAAGAGGAAAACAGAGAGCCCAGCAGCACAUCUGGUCACCCCCAACAGGAAGACAAAGGCACUAGCACACACAGCCCAAUCCCUCAGGCAAAUCCCGAAUCCUCCAGUGUCCCGCCUGUUCAGGCGUUUGCAUGUUUAUGCUGCCACCGUGGCUUGCAAACCUGUAGCCAACUUCUACGUCAACAAAAGGACCCAGAGGCACAUGUUGCCCACCACCACUUCCAUCACCACCACUGCCCUCUCACCACCUGCACAUCAUGUACACUCCCCUCCUUCCCUUGCCUGUCCUGCCAGCGCACCUUCCCCACUUGCGCCGAGCUCCUGCGGCAUCAGCAGGGCCACGCUCAGCAGGAGGGCCUGCAGCAGCUCCCGUGCAUGCACUGCAAUGCCUCUUUUCCCCGGCCGUCUCAACUACUGCAGCACCAGCGAACUCAGCACGCAUCCAAAGCAGGCGGCUUCCUGUGCGCCGAGUGCGGACGCGCGUUCAACUCGCACAGCAAUCUGCGCAUCCACCUCAACGUGCACACUGGCGCCCGACCGUACAUCUGCACCGACUGCGGCAAGAGUUUCAGCCAGUCCGGGGCACUUAAGAUUCACCGCCGCAUUCACACCGGAGAGAGGCCGUACACCUGUUCUUAUUGUGGGAGGGGUUUCCCUCACCUGGCUGGGGUAAGAGCGCAUCAGCGAAUUCACACGGGGGAGAAACCGUACAGCUGCGGUCAGUGUGGAAAGUGCUUUACUCAGUCUGGGGCUUUGAAAAUCCACACUCGCAUCCACACCGGCGAGAGGCCUUUCGUGUGCGGCCUCUGUGGGAAGAGCUUUUCGAACCGCUCCGGAAUCCGCUUUCAUCACCGCACGGUUCACGGGAUCGUGACGGAGCCCAACUCUGUGGGCAGGCCUAGUCUGGCUGCCUCUGCAUCGUCCACAGUUUCAGAAUUCCAGAGAAUUCAAGCCUCCAGUCUCAACCAGAUCCAUCUCCGGCAAAUGGAAGGGAAGAGUCCAGCUAGUAAAGAGCAGUUAAGUGGGGAUGGGGACAAAGCCGCUCUUCCGUAUGCCUGUGAGGACUGCGGACAACGCUUUCCAGAUGCUCCGACUAGAAACAGACACCAGACGUUGCAACACUACUCUUCGGAAGAAAGAGAGAAGGAAGAGAGCAGCUCAGAUAAAACUAAAGAUUAGACAACAAUUAGAACAUUUCUGACUCUGUAUUUUAAAAAGAGAGGGAAGAAAAAAAGGCAACUUUAAUAUGUAAUGUAUUAAGCUAGGUAUUGAGCCUGAAACAUAAACGAGGCCAAGAGCUGAUGUCAGUCCCCUCACACUGACUAUCCGCUUGUAAAGUCAUGACUCGUGACACAAGAAAUACUGUUUCUAUACAUUUCAAUUGAGUACUAUCUCAACAGGUGUUUAUGAGCAAUAUUUAUUCAAAUUAAGCCAAGUUAAAAACUUGUGGCGUACACUACUAUCUCUGGACUCAAAGUGUCCCAGACACCAAUAUUUUAACGAUUCAUAAAAGAUGAAUCACUGUCUGGCCAUCUGAGAUUUCGGUACAGAGAUAAAGGUUAGGAUUGUGAUUGAUCAGUAGUAUUACCACACAGCGUGAGCUAGCAUUGUUUGUUGUUUGCUUUUGCCAUUUGAUGAGCAUUUGGAUCCAGAAAUGGUGAUGCGUGGUGUCAGACAUAACAAGCGAAAUCUUGUUUUUGGUAAUGUACGAUUCUUUUUCUUGUCAUUUGUGCCUCUAAAAAGCUAAAUUGAGACAACCUGUAACUGCACCUUAAACAUUAAAUCAGAAGCUUUGCCUAUCAGUAUAAAGGUAUUUACGUUUUAAGUAUUAGGGUAUAUACGUUACAAAACCUGGGGCCAGCUGCAAACAUUAUGUUGAGACGGUGUCUUAAGGUCUAGUAUGACCCACUAGCAGUUAGUCUUACUUUUCGGUAUCAAAUUAGGCCAAUCUACCUUAAAUUUCAAAACUCAUUUAGUCAUUUUUGACUUUUUAAUCAUUUAAAAAGUCUUAAAGAAAAACAUUUGAUGACUAACUUGUAAGACUAGUCUUAGCGGUUCACGCAACCAUUGGCCCCUGUUCUGGUUUUUCCACCAUCAGGCUGAAAGGUUACCAGAAAGCAAAUAAGGAUGCUAGAUUGACAACUGACAAGCGAUCAGUCGUAAGUCUCAUGCCAAUAAAACCGUUCCACCAGCAUGAUUCUCCUGUCCUAAGCACGGUUAGCUAAAUGUAGUGAGAAAUCCAAGUGUAGGAACGGAUUAUAAUCGUACUGUAUCAAACUGUCUGAAAUG
Molecule: messenger RNA, 2979 nt
Organism: Rhinichthys klamathensis goyatoka
Lineage: Eukaryota; Metazoa; Chordata; Actinopteri; Cypriniformes; Leuciscidae
Exons: 3
Coding region: 220-1869 (549 amino acids)
Biological process (GO): regulation of transcription by RNA polymerase II
Molecular function (GO): RNA polymerase II cis-regulatory region sequence-specific DNA binding; DNA-binding transcription factor activity
Source: RefSeq, a predicted model, not a curated record